Nicotiana tabacum (common tobacco) is the source of this 890-nucleotide messenger RNA. RefSeq lists its product as uncharacterized. Lineage: Eukaryota; Viridiplantae; Streptophyta; Magnoliopsida; Solanales; Solanaceae. The record is from RefSeq and is a predicted model, not a curated record.
UCUCUGUCUCGUCCACACACUUGUUAUCAGCCACAACAAUGGCUCUCACAGGAGACCGAAUUCUCUGCAACAGCUCGACAAAAAUACCGUACACCCAACUCCCUUUUCGCCGUCCAUUCUUACUUCCAUCUUCUUCUUCAACAACAUCUUGGUCUCAGGGGAGAAGAAGUAGUCAAUUCACUGUGUUAGCUGCAAAGAAGUUCACUUCAGGGAAAAACAAGAGAAGUUCAAUUUCAACGAAAGAACCAGUAAAAGAAGAUGAAGAUUUUGUCAAGGUUAAUAUUGCUAUUGGUAGUGAAGAUGGGGGUGCAACUGCGGCCAUGGAUGAUGGGUUUGUGAUGCCACAGCUUCCUGGACUAGAGACUGACUUUUGGGAAGGUCCUCAAUGGGAUGGUUUUGGAUUCUUUGUUCAGUAUAUGUGGGCUUUUGGCGUUCUCUUUUCGCUAAUUGCAUGUGGUAUUGCUGUGGCCACAUAUAACGAUGGAGCAACAGAUUUCAAGGCUACUCCUGUGUACAAGGAAGCAAUUCAAUCACGAGAACUUCUUGAAGAACCAGAGGCUUCUAACUCGGAUGUAUUCGAGUCAAAUCCAACUGAAGAGGCACCUAGUUUGGAAUAGAUAAGUUUACUAAGUUGAUCACUUCAAAUGAAGGAUUCUCAUUUCUGUCUUCAUAUUGUGAUAAUUACAGAAGUUCCAGCUAAGAGUACCCAACUCAGAUUCUAAGUCUCUUACAAGCUGGAAUGUAGUCGUCUUUUAUACUUUCAAUCCAUGUGACAUUGAAGCGCAAAGUAUACUGAAGAAAGUAUUGAACUUAAAUCUUUAGUUUCAUCUACAAGUCCAAAGUUUUAUGCAACUGGUAUUUCAUCUUAUACAAUUAUGUGUUAAUUUUAA